Ziziphus jujuba (common jujube) is the source of this 2467-nucleotide messenger RNA. Its product is annotated as U-box domain-containing protein 15. The transcript has 5 exons. The record is from RefSeq and is a predicted model, not a curated record. Gene Ontology annotation, cellular component: cytoplasm; nucleus. Gene Ontology annotation, biological process: cell surface receptor signaling pathway; protein ubiquitination. Bases 162 to 2099 code for a protein of 645 amino acids. Lineage: Eukaryota; Viridiplantae; Streptophyta; Magnoliopsida; Rosales; Rhamnaceae. Gene Ontology annotation, molecular function: protein binding; ubiquitin-protein transferase activity.
CACUUGUCUUCUCUCAGUAACAACAAAACCCGCCAAAUACUUCACCCCCUAAAGAAAAUAUUUUUAACAAAGGGAGGAGCAAAAAGACGCGUAAUUUCCUCCACAAACCAGUAUUGGCACUUGGAUUUUAGUAUCAUGGUCAAUCUAGUAAAUGUGAAAAAAUGGAGAGACAGAUAGCGAUGGAAGGAGAGGAAACAGGAAAUAUGGUCAGCUCAAAGAAGGGUGGUGAUGGUGAUGAGAAGGAUUUGGUUGGGGAGUUAAUGGGUUUGAUUGAGAGUUUGGGAUCGUAUUCUGGGUUCAGAAAAACACAGAGGAAGGAAUGCUUCAACUUAGUUAGGAGGCUGAAGCUUUUAAUUCCACUUCUGGAAGAGAUAAAAGAGAUUGAUUCUUUAGUUUCUUCUAAGGCUUUGAGUGGUCUUGGUAGUUUGAAGAAAGCACUCCAAUUUGCCAAGAAAUUGUUGAAGGAUUGUAACUAUGGAAGCAAGAUUUACUUGGCACUGGAGAGUGAAGCUGUGAUGGGGAGGUUUCAAGCUGUUUAUGACAAAUUGAAUCAAGUUUUGGAUGAAAUGCCUUACAAUGAACUUGGGAUCUCCGUUGAAGUGAAAGAGCAAGUUGAGCUGAUGCAUAAGCAACUUAAGCGAGCAAAAAGGCGAACCGAUACACAGGAUAUAGAACUAGCAAUGGAUUUGAUGGUUGUUUUUUCUAAGAAAAAUGAUGACCGGAAUGCCGACCAUGCAAUACUACAAAGGCUAGCAAGCAAAUUGGAACUACAUACUAUUGCAGACUUGAAAGAGGAAACAGUAGCUGUUCAAAAGCUUGUUAAGAGGAGAGGACAAAAUGCCGAAAACCUUCAGCAAACCAAAGAUCUCUUGGAUAAAUUCAAGGAAAUUGCAGGUUUUGAUGAGGAUUCUAUACUUGAUGGCCCUGUUUUAUCACAUAAAACUCUACAAAGGUGUCAAUCUUCGUUAAUUCCUCAUGAAUUCCUUUGUCCAAUCACAUUAGAAAUCAUGACAGAUCCUGUUAUUGUGGCGAGUGGACAGACUUAUGAAAGAGCAAGCAUACAGAAAUGGCUAUUUUCCAAUCACCGGACCUGCCCAAAGACGGGAAAACCAUUGGAGCACUUGUCACUAGCGCCGAAUUUCGCACUCAAGAACUUAAUUCGGCAAUGGUGUGAGAAUAAUCACUUUGAACUACCCAUGAAGGACCCAUUUUUGGGUUCUUCUGAUGGCUGUUAUGCAGAAAUCAUAGAGGAAAUCUCUUGCUUAGUUGAAAAUAUAUCCUCUCAUCAACUUGAUGUGCAAAUGGAAGCUGUUAUGCAGAUUCGUAUGCUAUCCAAAGAGAAUCCAGAGAAUAGAAUUUUGAUUGCCAAAAGUGGAGGAAUCCCUCCUUUGAUUAAGCUCCUUUCCUAUCCAGAUUCCAAGAUUCAAGAACACACUGUGACAGCUCUUUUGAAUUUGUCAAUCGACGAGACAAACAAAAGAAUCAUAGCAAGGGAAGGAGCUAUCCCGGCUAUCAUUGAUAUUCUGAAGAAUGGAACUGAUGAAGGUAGAGAGAACUCUGCCGCUACAUUGUUUAGCUUAUCAAUGCUUGAUGAAAACAAAGAGCUGGUGGGCACUUUGAAUGGAAUCCCUUCCCUGGUGGAACUUUUGUGGAAUGGAACAAUCAGAGGUCGAAAAGAUGCUGCAACUGCAUUGUUUAACUUGUCUUUAAACCAAGCCAACAAGUCCAGGGCCAUUAAGGCUGGAAUUAUACCACCAUUACUGUAUUUACUGCAAGAUAAGAACUUGGGAAUGGUUGAUGAAGCCCUUUCAAUUCUACUACUCAUUGCAUCACAUCCUGAAGGGAGAAAUGAGAUCGGAAGGCUAUCUUUCAUUGAAACUCUGGUUGAAAUUUUAAGAUGUGGGACACCAAAGAACAAGGAAUGUGCUGCAUCUGUACUUCUUGAACUUGGUUUGAACAAUUCAUCUUUCAUCCUCGCAGCACUUCAGUUUGGUGUGUAUGAACAUUUGGUGGAGCUAGCGAGAUGCGGAACCAACAGAGCUCAAAGGAAAGCAAAUUCUCUUUUGCAGCAUAUGAGUAAGUGUGAACACAUUCCUUGACUUUUCAAAACAAAACAAAUAAGACAAUGUAAAAAAGAAAAAAAAAAAGAAAAAAGAAAAAAAAUAGUUUUAAUAUUCAUUGUUUUUGUUUUCUGAAAUGAUGCUUACAUAAGGUAUUGGGAUGUACAAAAUGGAAGUUAUACGCUGUAUUAUGUUCUCCGCUGUGUGUAUCCUUUUAGCUCAAUGGACUGCAGAAAACAUAUUCAAAAUGUUUGAUAGGCUCGUACAUAGUUCAAAGUCUCUCUUACCAUGUUUGGAGAUUUCUACUUUUAGUCUGUUGACCAUGUUGUAUUAUGUUCUCUCCUAUGUGUAUACUUUCAGUUCAAUGGACAGCAGAAAACAUAUUAAAAAUGUUUAUAUUAGACUCA